Molecule: messenger RNA, 2406 nt
Organism: Candida dubliniensis CD36
Lineage: Eukaryota; Fungi; Ascomycota; Pichiomycetes; Serinales; Debaryomycetaceae
Product: serine/threonine protein kinase
Exons: 1
Coding region: 1-2406 (801 amino acids)
Biological process (GO): protein phosphorylation
Cellular component (GO): plasma membrane; nucleus; cytoplasm
Molecular function (GO): ATP binding; protein serine/threonine kinase activity
Source: RefSeq, a predicted model, not a curated record
AUGGUACAAUUAUCUCUAUUCACCAACAACAACAAUAGCAACAAUACUAAUAUUAAUAACGACGAUACACAAUAUGAAUCAACCACUAUGAAUACAGAAGACAUUACUAUAAUACCGGACAAGACUGACAAGACUGACAAACUUAAUGGACUGGAAUCCCGAUCUCUGUCAAGAAACAGAACCCGAUCCAUAUCUUUCACCAGGUUUCUUUUCAACACCAACAAAGAACAUACUGAACAAUCACGAGGUCCUUCUAAUGAAACACUGGAUAAUUCUGUUAGUUCACCUGAACAAAACUCUGGAUUUAAUAAGUUGAAAAAAAUGUUUAAAACAAAUUCUUCUUUGACACCAGAUGAUGGGAAAAAUGGUGGUGGUGGUGGUGGAAGAGCAAGAUCAGCAUCAACACCAUUAACUCCACCGAAAAUAAAGAAAGAAACUACCGUGCCUAUUAUUACAACAACGGAAGUUUCUAAUAAGGAAGAAACUGCUACUACUACUACUACCACUACUACUACGGUAAAUUCACCACCUGAAAGUCCAGUUGUGCAAUCUAAUCCAUAUUUCCAAUAUCAAGGAGUACCAGCACAUACAAACACAUCCCAAAAUCCUCAAAUUGAAACUGCACCAGAUAGAUCAGACAUGUCAGUUGCCUUGAGACAUAAUGAUUCGGUUUUCUCAUUGAAUGAACAAGGAGUUUUGAAACCACCAAAAAUCCAUUAUAGUGAAUUAUCAUCAUCAAGUGAAGAUAAUUCUGAACCAAAUUCACCUCUUCCUAAAACCCCAAUGAGAGAAUUGGUUGAAAAAGAUGAAUUACAUUUAAAGCCUAUUGAAGAUGAACGAGAUUUGGCUGUACCUACAUCACCAUUUCAAAGAGCUUUAAGAAGAGUAGCAUCAGCUCCAUUAGUACAUCGUCUUUUAAAUGAAAAAUCAUCUGAUGAUAACAACAACAAUAACAGCAAUGGUGAUAAUAACAAUCUUGGUGGUCCAUUUAGUACUAGUACUUCAAUGCAAACAUCACCGAAAAAAGAUGAACCAUUUGAUAUCAAUAAACAUAUUGGAGAAGUUAAAAUUACUGGACGACCAAGAACUUAUACUCAAGAUAGAACAUAUUCAAAUGCUGCAACAAGAAUAGUUGAUGUACAAGUAGGUCCUAAUAGUUUUGAAAAAGUAAGAUUAUUAGGAAAAGGUGAUGUUGGUAAAGUUUUUUUAGUAAGAGAAAAACUGUCAAAUAAAUUAUAUGCCAUGAAAAUUUUAAAUAAAAAAGAAAUGAUUGAAAGAAAUAAAAUAAAACGAGCUUUAGCUGAACAAGAAAUUUUAGCAACAUCAAAUCAUCCAUUUAUUGUUACUUUAUAUCAUUCAUUUCAAUCAAAAGAUCAUUUAUAUCUUUGUAUGGAAUAUUGUAUGGGUGGAGAAUUUUUCCGAGCACUUCAAACUCGUGAUACUAAAACUAUUUGUGAAAUUGAUGCUAAAUUUUAUGCUGCUGAAGUUACAGCUGCAUUAGAAUAUUUACAUCUUAUGGGAUUUAUUUAUCGAGAUUUAAAACCAGAAAAUAUUCUACUUCAUCAAUCAGGUCAUAUUAUGUUGAGUGAUUUUGAUUUAUCAAAACAAAGUGAACGAGCUAAAAAUCCAGAAAUAUCAUUUUAUAAAUCAGGAGGUAUGCAUUUAUCAUCAGCUGGAAGUUUUAAUCAUAAUGGACCAGCAAUUGAUACUAAAGCAUGUAUAGAUGGAUUUCGAACCAAUUCAUUUGUUGGAACUGAAGAAUAUAUUGCUCCUGAAGUGAUUCGUGGUAAAGGUCAUACUAGUGCUGUUGAUUGGUGGACUCUUGGUAUAUUUCUUUAUGAAAUGUUAUAUGGUACUACUCCUUUUAAAGGUCAAGAUCGGAAAAAAACUUUUGCUAAUGUUUUGAAGAAAGAUGUGAAAUUUUUAGAUACUCAACUGAUAUCAUCAAAUUGUCGAAAUUUAAUUAAAAAAUUAUUAAUUAAAGAUGAAGAAAAAAGAUUAGGUUCUAAAACUGGAGCUUCAGAAAUAAAAAAUCAUGGAUUUUUUAAAGAUACUCAAUGGGCUUUAUUAAGACAUCAAAAACCUCCAAUGAUUCCUGUAUUAACUAAAUCUAAAUCCAAUAAUAAUAAUAAUAAUAAUAAAAAAUAUGAUAAAUCAUCAGUGGUAAUACAAGAAGCAACGGAAGAUAAUGAAAAAAUUUCUAUUGAUAUGACAUCGAAAACAAUUAAUAAUGAAGAUGAUCCAUUUUCUCAAUUUAGUUCUGUAACUUUAAGAUAUGGUGAAUUUGAAGAUUUAAAUCAAAGUCCAAUGUAUAAUCCAGAAAGUAAUGAUUAUACAAGUGUGGCUUAUACCAUGACUUCUAAUAAUGGAAAUUCUUUCCGACAAAAAAGUUUUUUAAAACGGUGA